Hipposideros armiger (great roundleaf bat) is the source of this 4258-nucleotide messenger RNA. It is a transcript of the gene ANKRD53, whose product is annotated as ankyrin repeat domain 53. Gene Ontology annotation, biological process: mitotic metaphase chromosome alignment; regulation of mitotic spindle organization; regulation of mitotic cytokinesis. The record is from RefSeq and is a predicted model, not a curated record. Lineage: Eukaryota; Metazoa; Chordata; Mammalia; Chiroptera; Hipposideridae. Gene Ontology annotation, molecular function: protein binding. The coding region runs from base 650 to 2059 and encodes 469 amino acids. The transcript has 5 exons. Gene Ontology annotation, cellular component: spindle pole.
UGGUUUUUAAUUUCCUCAUUGUCCUUACUCUCUUUUUUUACAAUCAGCACUUAUUAAUUCUAUAAUCAGAAACAAAAGCUAAAUGUCUUUCAGUACGGUGUGUGUGCAUUUGAUGCUGAGUUUCCGGGACGAGGGGGCCCCGGGCGGUUGGGGUAGCCGGGUUGGCAGAGGCCCGGGGCUCAGAAGAGCCCAGGCACUGCCCCUCGACACGCCCCUGGCGGCCUGGGCGGGCCCGGCCCCGCCCCCGGCGCGAGUUGCAGCCUCUGCUGGCGGCGGGACGACGUAGGUGCCCGGGUGCCUCUCAGUGGGAGGGAGCGUGGAGAGCAGCAGCUCACAGCCCCCGCCAACAACACGUGUCUCCGUGAAGCCUGCGGAGAGUCUCCUCGAAGGUUACCUGGUGUUACUCUGAGUCCAAGCAGCCCAGGUGAGUCGGGGACCAGGUGGCCCUCUGCGGGCGGGGGAACCGCCCAGAGCCUUCCUGGAGGAGCAGCGCCUGGAGCCAGCAAGUGGGGGCUGUUGAGAAUCCUGGAGAGCGGGGCUGGGGCCCGGGCUGGACUCCAGAGAGGGGCUCAGAGCCGUCGACGUUGGCCGCUUCUUUGACCUGCCUGCCAGCCAGCCCCGGCCUCCAUAAACGCGUCAUGCACAAGUGAUGGCCUCGCCCACGCGGGACCCGAACCAGCCGCUGCGUCCUCGCUCGUUGCCCCCUACCUCCCCCUAUUUCCGCGCUGACUCUCACUGGAUCGGUGAGUGGGACCACGGGGUGACUGGAAGCUAUUGCGAGUUAUUUGCAGCCGCCUUGGGCAACCUGAAAUGGUUGCGGUUCUGUCUGAAUCGGGGUCGUGGGGAAAUCCCCACCGAUAACAAGGGCUUCACUGCCAUCCACUUUGCAGCCCAGAGCGGCAAGCUUGAAUGCCUGCAGGUCUUGGUAGAGGAGUACAAGUUUCCAGUGGACUUGCCCACCAACGAUGGCCAGACACCCCUGCACCUCGUCAUCCACAGGGACAACAAGACCGUGGUCCUUCCCUGCAUUCAGUAUCUGCUUAAGCACCAGGCAGCUGUCAACACGCAGACGUGCAACGGUUCUACGCCUCUGCACCUGGCAGCCCGCCAGGGCCUGCUGAGCUGUGUGAAGGUCCUGGUCAAGAAUGGCGCCAAUGUCCAUGCCCUAGAUGCCAUGGGCUGCAAGCCCAUCGACUAUUGCAAAAUAUGGAACUACCGCGCCUGUGCUCGGUUCUUGAAGGAUUCCAUGUGGAAACGGGACAAGAAGGACUUUGCCUGUGAGAUGGGGAAACUGAAGAGGCUCAAGAGCCAGCUGGUCCUCAUGGAGCAGGACUACCUGGCUGAGUAUCAAAAAGAGCACCAAAUUCUGAGAGAAGCUGAUUUCAAGAAGUGGCUCCAUCGCAAGCUGUUGCCCACAGGCCAAUCCCUGAUCUGUAAUACUGAUCAAGAACCUCAAGCCCCACCCCGGGCCAUCGUCCUCUCCAAGACCCCCAAGACUCCCAAGAGUUUCCACCCCUCCCCAGAGGCACUCCUGCAACAGAUGCCACAGCCCAAGCUGCAGGUCUUUGUGACACCCACGUCCAUCUACCAACAGACCACAGUCAGGAGGCCCAGGUUGUGGGAUCUUAGCACCAACCCUGCCAAGUCCCCCACUGCCCAGAUCAGCUACCCGCAGGGCAUCCGCCUGGGCGUGCAUCCAGACCCCAGCCCAGAGCACGACUUCCGCAGGUUCCUCGAGGUCAGGUCUGACGGGCAUGGUGGUGCUCGGCUAAGCACGGUGGCCGGCAACCAGGUGACCCCUGUGCCCCGGCUGCCUUUAGAGGAGAUAGUCCGUGAGCUGUACCCUCCAGCGCGGCCGUACAGGAUGAAGGUGCCCCAGGGCUUUUACUCUGCCAGCAUGAGGGACCUGGCCCGGAAGCGGCAUGUGGACGACACCUUCUGGACCGACACUCUGGCCAUGAACUUGCGUGAGACGUUUGACGAAGCCUUCCUGGAAGCUGUGCGAGCCCAUCAAGGGCUUUCCACUAUGCCCUCUUCCCAGCCCCUCCCCCCACCAUAAACUUACUUUGGUAGCCUUUUGACCUGAGGCAACCCAGUGAAGGCUGAGGUGUGGCCAUUAAUGUACACGGGGAAGGGAGAGGGUGCCCACAGGCUCCCUACUCCCAAGCUCAAGGAUCAGAGCCUCCGCCUCCCAACAAAAGGUGCCAGGAUUCCCUUUUCUCCACAAAGAACCGCCCCCUCCCAAGAGAUUCAAGUUAGGGCAGCAGCCCAAGGCUCAGAGUGGGGGGUCAGUCUCUAUCCUAGGCCCUAGCACUGUAAAAGGAACACACUGGUGUCCCCCUUUGCUCCCCACUGCCCCACCAAGGACAAGGCUUCCCAAUGAGGGACCGCUGGGAAAUUGGGCCUCUUGUUCAGAUUAAGUCCUUCUGCUGUAGGCUCUAAGCCUCAUGCUUCGUCUCCAGAUCCAGAAUGGGGUGGAAGACAUCUAAUGUGUCGCCCUGCCAUGGGCUUCCCUGCCACUAUGGGCUGCCGCUGGGGUUUCUGCAGGUCAGGGAAGCAUACCUGGGAGAAGGGAGGAAGACUGAUGGCUUCAGUUUGACACUAUGAAAGCACUUGUGCUUCCUCCAGGAAGCUGGCCUGUAUCCCCUGGUAGCCCCUGUACACAUCACUACAAAUCAUUCAUUAAACAAAUAUUUAUUGAGUGCUUUCUAUGUGCCAGGCACCAAGUCAGGUGCUGUUGAUACAAAACUUGAGGGACAGUCCCUGCCCUCAAUGAGCUUACAGUCUAGUUAGGAGAUAGACCAGUAUGCAGGCAAGUAAGCCUGGGGUAAUGGGUGGUGUGCUGGGGUGGGUGAGGGGAAGCGGCAUUCAAAGCUCCUUGGAUGAAGUGAAAUCUAAGUUGAGAACUGACAGAGAAGAUACCCAGGUGAGCAGAAGAAAGGGGAAUCAAAGUGGCAUCUCUGGAUACAGGAGGCUGAGGCUCAAGAGUGCAAAGUGGCAAGUGAUGAGGCCAGAGAGGCGAGCAGGAGGCAGGACACCAUGAGUCUCACAGCCAUGCUGAGGGGUCUGGAUUUAUCCUGAAGGCAGUGAGGAGCCAUGGAAGGGUGUAGGCCAGGAAGUGACUUGAUCAACUAUGCAUUUUAGAAAGACAACUCUGGCUGUGGGACAGAGAAACAGGAGGAGGCUGUCACAAUAAUCCAGGUGAAAGCUGAUGACAGUGGGAGUGGCUCUAAUCAAGAAAUGUUAAGAAGGCAAACUUGACAGUUUUUAGAAAUUGGAUGUAGGGGACAGGUUUCUGCUCUGGCUCCUGACUGAUCUUGGGGCCACAACAGGUACCCAAAAGAGGCAGGUCUGAAGAGGAGAGCAACAAAUGCCAUGAGAGUGGUCUGUGGACCCAAAGGCAGCAGGAAUGUGGUUCAGAAGCCCAGGAGGGAUGUUGACACUGGAGGUCGACUCUCAAUUCCUUGACAGAGUCAAAGCCAUCAGCAUGGAUGGGUUCCUCCAGAGAGCCCACGACAGAACCCUGAGAAACCCCACGGUGCAUGGGGCAAGUGGAGAAGCCUGCACAGGACACCGGUAGGAGAAGCCACAGAGGUAGGGAGAAACCAGAUGCCGAAGUGCUAAGGAAGUGCGAUUCAAGAAGCUGGGGGUGAUCAGCCCUGUCAGAUGCUGCAGAGACCCAGUAAGAUAUGGAAAGGGUCUGCUGAAUUGAGCACAAGAAGGCCCGUGGCAACCCCUGGGAGAGCACUGGCAGUGGAGCAAAUGGAGAGGGCAAAGCCAUGUCAUUGGGGUGAGAAGUGGACAGCAAGGGAGGGCAGAGCCAGCUGCUGACCCAGCAGUGAGGAUAAUGUUGGCCCCCAGCAUCCUCUACCUUGUCACCCGUCUACAUAAGAUAAAAGGGCCUGACAAUCUCAUUCCCACUGAGAGACCAAAAUGUGCUGCUCCCCGCAGGGAAAGGGAAAGCAGGUAUGAAGAGAACAGGAAAUGCUAAAGCCAAGAAAACAAAGGCUAUGGUGGGACUUGAGGCAAGAUGUGGAAGAUUUUCAAGCACAAGAGGUCCUCCCAGGGGCUUAAAAGGUACCACAUGUGUGUAGUCCAUCUCUGCACUGCCCAGCCUUGCUUUGAGGUAUCAUUAUGGCCAAUGACGGCCUCAUGGGGACUUACUCUAAUAUGUACUAUUGAGUACCAUAUUUCCCCAUGUAUAAGAUGCUCCCAUGUAUAAGACACACCUUAAUUUUGGGGCCCGAAAUUUGAAAAC